AAUGACUCUUGAUGAAAAACUGGCGGAAAACCAGGAUGAUGUCCAAGAUCUGCCGGAGAAUGAUAUUGAGAAAAAGGGUAGAGGCAAGAAGAAGAAACAAAAAAGGAAGGAAGAUUUAGAUGAUUUAAAGCAAGAAUUGGAAAUGGCAAAAGAACUUUUUGAAAGAUAUGGAACUGAUCCUAAAACUGGUAUGAAACCUGAAAAAGCAAAAGAAAUUCUGGAAAGGGAUGGACCCAAUGAGCUAACUCCUCCAAAAACUACUCCUGAAUGGGUCAAGUUUUGUAAAAAAAUGUUUGGUGGUUUCUCAAUGCUUCUUUGGAUCGGAGCUAUUCUUUGCUUUGUUGCCUAUUCCAUUCUGGCUUCUACUGAUGAAGAUCCUCCAGGAGAUAAUUUAUACCUUGGAAUUGUUCUAACGGCUGUUGUUGUUGUUACUGGAUGCUUUUCAUAUUAUCAAGAGGCAAAAUCAUCAAGGAUUAUGGAUUCAUUUAAAAAUUUGGUACCUCAAUACGCAAUCGUUAUCAGAAAUGGUGAAAAGCUUACGGUUCACGCCGAAGAGCUGGUUCUUGGAGAUCUAAUUGAAGUAAAAUUCGGAGAUCGCGUACCAGCUGAUAUUCGAAUUGUCAGUUCUCACGGUUUUAAAGUCGACAACUCUUCUCUAACAGGAGAGUCUGAACCUCAAUCUCGUGGAGCCGAUUGUACAAGUGAAAAUCCUCUCGAAACAAGGAAUUUGGCUUUCUUUUCAACUAAUGCUGUAGAGGGAACAGCUCAAGGUGUCAUAGUUCAAACUGGCGAUAAAACAGUUAUGGGAAGAAUAGCAAAUCUGGCAUCUGGCUUGGAAAUGGGAGAGACUCCGAUUGCAAAGGAAAUUACCCAUUUUAUACACAUUAUAACUGCUGUUGCAGUGUUCCUGGGAAUUUCAUUCUUUGUAAUUGCUUUUAUACUUGGCUAUGACUGGUUAGAAGCUGUUAUAUUUCUUAUUGGUAUCAUCGUAGCUAACGUUCCUGAAGGUUUACUAGCUACUGUUACGGUCUGUCUAACUCUGACAGCCAAGAGAAUGGCUAGCAAGAAUUGCUUGGUGAAAAAUUUAGAAGCUGUUGAAACUCUUGGUUCAACAUCAACCAUCUGCUCAGACAAAACAGGCACAUUGACCCAAAAUCGAAUGACUGUCGCUCAUAUGUGGUUUGAUAAUAGAAUCUAUGAAUCAGAUACGUCGGAAGAACAAACUAAUGCAACUUAUGAUAAGGACUCUCCUACUUGGAUGGCUUUAGCUAGAAUUGCUAUGUUGUGUAAUAGGGCUGAAUUUAAAUCUGGUCAGGGAGGUAUUCCCGUCUUGAAGAGGGACUGUAAUGGAGAUGCUUCUGAAUCGGCCCUUUUAAAGUGUGUUGAAUUGUCAAUUGGAAAUGUAACAGAGUUUAGAGAAAGGAAUAGAAAAAUCUGCGAAAUUCCUUUUAAUUCUACAAAUAAAUAUCAGGUUUCCAUUCAUGAAACUGACAACAAGGAUGACUCUCGUUACCUGCUGGUGAUGAAAGGUGCCCCUGAAAGAAUUCUCGAUAGGUGCACCUCAAUUUUAGUGCACAACGAGGAGAAACCUUUAUCAGAUGAGUGGAGAGAGGCUUUCAACCAAGCCUACUUAGAAUUAGGGGGUUUAGGGGAAAGGGUUUUGGGUUUUUGCGAUUAUUUCUUGCCGGGAGACCAAUUCCCACCAGAUUUUAAAUUCGAUACUGAACCAGAGAAUUUUACGCUUACAGGUUUAAGAUUCGUUGGUCUUAUGUCUAUGAUUGAUCCACCUAGAGCCGCUGUACCUGACGCUGUUGCGAAAUGUCGGUCGGCUGGUAUUAAAGUCAUUAUGGUAACUGGAGAUCACCCAAUUACAGCCAAGGCUAUUGCGAAAGGAGUGGGUAUCAUUUCGGAAGGAAAGGAAACUGUUGAAGACAUUGCGCAAAGACUAAAUGUAUCAAUUAGUGACGUUAAUCCAAGAGAUGCAGAGGCAUGUGUUGUUCAUGGAUCGGAUUUGAGAGACAUGGUCCCGGCGCAAAUUGACGAUAUUCUACGAAAUCAUUCGGAAAUUGUUUUUGCUCGGACCUCACCUCAACAAAAGCUUAUUAUAGUCGAAGGUUGUCAAAGGCAAGGUCAAAUAGUGGCUGUAACCGGGGAUGGCGUUAAUGAUUCUCCUGCCCUCAAGAAAGCAGAUAUUGGUGUUGCCAUGGGAAUUGCAGGUUCGGACGUUUCAAAGCAGGCUGCUGAUAUGAUUCUGUUGGAUGACAACUUUGCGUCAAUCGUCACGGGCGUAGAGGAGGGACGCUUAAUUUUCGACAAUUUGAAAAAGAGUAUAGCUUACACACUAACAUCAAACAUUCCGGAAAUAUCGCCUUUCCUAAUGUUCAUAUGCUUAGAUAUACCAUUACCCCUUGGAACAAUUACUAUCCUUUGUAUAGACCUUGGAACUGAUUUGGUACCGGCGAUCUCUUUGGCAUAUGAACAAGCUGAGUCAGACAUAAUGAAAAGAAAACCCCGCGAUCCAAUUCACGACAAACUCGUCAAUUACAGGCUCAUUAGUAUGGCAUACGGUCAAAUUGGAAUGAUGCAAGCCUCUGCUGGUUUUUUCGUUUAUUUUGUCAUCUUUUCAGAAUUGGGUUUUUGGCCAAGUCGUUUAGUUGGUAUUCGCAGAGAAUGGGAUUCGAAAAGCAUAAGCAAUUUAGAAGACUCUUACGGGCAGCAGUGGACGUACGCCCAGAGAAAAGUAGCCGAAUAUACCUGUCACACUGCAUUCUUUGUUUCCAUUGUAAUCGUACAAUGGGCCGAUUUAUGUAUCUGUAAGACUAGAAGAAAUUCAAUAAUUCAUCAAGGAAUGUUUAACAAUCACUUAACAUUCGGAUUGUUCUUCGAGACGGCCUUAGCGGCAUUUUUGGCUUAUUGCCCAGGCUUAGAUAAAGGAUUAAGAAUGUAUCCGCUAAGAUGGACCUGGUGGAUACCUCCUAUACCCUUUUCCCUGCUAAUUUUUGUCUACGAUGAAGUUCGUAAAUACCUACUAAGAAAAUAUCCAAGAGGCUGGAUAGAGUUUGAAUCGUAUUAUUAG
Molecule: messenger RNA, 3076 nt
Organism: Dimorphilus gyrociliatus
Lineage: Eukaryota; Metazoa; Annelida; Polychaeta; Dinophilidae
Source: the annotation of a GenBank genome assembly